AUGGGAGGAGAGGAAUGCACCGAUAUGAAGCGCGAGUACGAUCAGUGCUUCAAUCACUGGUUUGCCGAAAAGUUUCUCAAGGGAGACCUCUCCGGGGACCCGUGUACCGACCUCUUCAAACACUAACACGUUCAGAAAGCAAUAAAGGAGAAGGAGAUUCCCAUCGAAGGACUGGAGUUCAUGGGCCAUAGCAAAGAAAAGCCUGAAGGUUCUUCUUGACCUUGUCACCUUGAAAACGGACUGUCAGGAUACUGAGGAACUCUGAACUUUUGUCGGUGCAGACUUCCAUUUGCAAACGAUGCUCCUCAGUCUGCUUUGAGAUCAAUGUCUCACAUAUCUGGCAUUGUGCCAAAAUUUAGUGUGCUCAAUCUGAGUGAUUGCUUGGGAUUAUGGUUGCAAAAUUCAGUCUGGAAUCAGCUUUAAAUAUAUCUUGUAUGUAUGUAAGUAAUGAAAAACUUGUCAAAGUUGGCUUAAGUUAUGCUAUAAGAA
This is a messenger RNA of Erinaceus europaeus (western European hedgehog), 489 nucleotides long. RefSeq names its product TP53-regulated inhibitor of apoptosis 1-like. The record is from RefSeq and is a predicted model, not a curated record. Lineage: Eukaryota; Metazoa; Chordata; Mammalia; Eulipotyphla; Erinaceidae.